AUGGCAAAGGGGGGAAGCAUGAAGGGGCACAUGCAGAGUCAGAACAAUGGGAGUAGAGGAAGAACAUAUGCAGUGCUGGUGCUUCUGGCAUUUGGGGCUGCUAUUUUUGGAGUUAUGAUUCUCCACAAGCUCAGGGAGAGGCGCAUCUUCAACCUCCUUGUCAAGGAUAAAGAAACUGAACUCAUCGACCUUAAACUCCUAUUGCAGAAAGAAAGAGAACAUACACAAGAAGCUAAAAGGAAAACAGAGGAAAUGAGAUCCAAAAUACACUCACUUCGUACUCAGAAAAGGGAUCUCGACAGCAGGAUCUUGGAGAUGAAAUCAACAAUCUCUUCCCUUAAAGAUGAACAAAGAAUAAUUGAAGCGGCUCUCAAGGAAAAGCAGGAUGAAAUCAAGAUGCUUAGAGAAAAACAUAUGGAAACAAACCCAGAUAAUUCCCAUGUUAAGCUUCUUUCUGAAUCAUUGCGACAGAAGGAAGCUGAAGUUGAGGAUUUAAAACACCGUCUUGAAUUACCUGUAAAGGUCUGGUCAGUGAGUGCAGAUGAUCCAUCAAAUCCACCUAUAAACUUCACCACCAAGGCUACUGAAAGAAAAGAAGCAAGUGAAGGAGAAACAGAAGAAUCACAUCAAUCCUUUAGGAGAGAUGACCAGAAGAAUUCAACAGAAAAUAUACAGAGAACUGCUGAUGAAUCUGCCCUCAGUCGAAAUGAAGGUACAAGGCAAGGUGAAGACAGAGGACAAGCACAAGAUGGAGAGACAUCUGCUGACAGGAAGAGCAAUAUUGGAGAACAGGAGUCUCAGGAGUUGAGAACUGAUCAAGAAGAUGUUCCAGGCAACAGAAGCACCAGUUUUCAGAAUUUGGAUGGCCAAAGAGAGGCUGCUGACAGUUCCAAAGCUGGGGAAAACUUCCUAGAAGAGAAAAGGUACAAUAGCAGAAAUGCAACUGUGGAAUCUAUCAAUCAUAGUGGUCUAGUGCAAAAGCAAAUCAAUGAAGUUGGUGUAGUAGAUGCCCCAGACUGGAAAGAACAUGGAAGAGCACUGGAAGAUGAUCAAGGAAAUUUUGCGGAUUCUCAAGGUAAUAACCAGCAGUCUGGACGGAAGGACAAUCCCAAGAGUAGAGAUAGAUCAAGAGUGAACCAGGAGAACAUAAGAAAGACAAAAGGGAAGAGCCGACGAAUAAUUGCAGAGAGCAAGGUCACUGAAAGUGGAGGGCUUCCUGAAAAGAGAAGCAUUGUAAGCAUGAGAAACAGAAAGUUCUUUGAAGAAAUGCAUGGAAGUGAAACAAAUGAGAGAAUGGGAGGCAGUAAACAGGAGAAACAGGAACAUCAGCAAGAUCAAAAUAUGGACCUAAACAGGAAUAACGGAUCUGCUCCAGAAAAUCAAAGGAUUGACAUGACCGAUAAAAAUCAGCAAUUUAAAGAUUUGGAGGAAACUUUUGGAAACCAAAUCAGGUCAGAACAAGAACAGAGACCAGAAAUGGGCAGACAGCAAAUGCAAGAUGAUAGCUCAAACCUCGAUGAAGCUCCACCACGUAACGCAUUACUUAACCCUGAGAAAUCUGCAGGUGCCAAAGAAAGUAGCCAAGGCAGGAAAGCUAACACAAAUGAGAAAAUUGAGAAAGGGCAAGAAAGAGAAGUCAAAGACGCAGAAUCUGAGAUAGCCCAGAGCUCUCAGGAAGUGCAUGCGAAGAUAGCUGUUUCUGAGGUCAACAGAGUUCCAAAAGAGGUCAGAAAUAGAAAACCAGAUGAAACUGCACAAUCACAAGGCGCAACAGGCAUCAAUAGAAAACGUCAAGACCAAAAACAGGCUGUCAAUCUUCACAAUUCUCCAGAACAUGCAAAUAUUGCUGAAAGAGACGUCAAAGCAGAUGACCUUCAGUUUGAGAAUAAUCAAGAAACAGAAGGACAGCUAGACCAGUCUAAAGGAAUUUCACAAGAGACCAGAGAUCAAAAACCCAAUAGAAAUGCACAAUCAGAAGAGAAAAACACCACUGUCCUUAAAGAUACAGAGCAAAGGCUGGCCAGCAGCCUUCACAGUUCUUCCGCACAUGCGAGAAAUGCUGUAAGGGCUGUAAAAGAUGGCAACCUUGACCCGGAGAAUGAUAAGGAAACAGAAGAUGCAGACCAUUCUGCCAAUUUGGAAGAGGGGGAAGAAGACAAGGACCAAACAGCUGAGCCUGAAUUUUAG
Molecule: messenger RNA, 2187 nt
Organism: Nicotiana tabacum (common tobacco)
Lineage: Eukaryota; Viridiplantae; Streptophyta; Magnoliopsida; Solanales; Solanaceae
Source: RefSeq, a predicted model, not a curated record